Messenger RNA from Drosophila ananassae, 871 nucleotides. RefSeq lists its product as uncharacterized. The coding region runs from base 130 to 537 and encodes 135 amino acids. The transcript has 2 exons. The record is from RefSeq and is a predicted model, not a curated record. Lineage: Eukaryota; Metazoa; Arthropoda; Insecta; Diptera; Drosophilidae.
UACAUACUUCAGUGCGUCACGUAGGCGCUUCAAAGUUUUCAUUUUUGCAAAAUUUACGAUUUAAUGUUAAAGUGGAGCAAAACACAAAAGGUACGGAAAAAAAUAGCUGGCACAUAGACGGAAGUACAUAUGUAUAGUGGCCCCAUGUACUACUUAAAAGAAUGGCAAACUUUGAACACGACCGAAAUCCCACUAAUGCUUGACAACCAACCGCCCACAGAAAUUAAAACUAAAACGUUGCAACAAUUUUGCCCGAUGUUUUCACUUUGUCCGGACUCUGGAGCUGGAGCUGGGUCCGGAUCCGGGUCUGAGGCCUCGUCAAUUAUUGAGGAGCAGCUCGGCGACUGCAAAAGGUGUGCUUUUAAUUGUCCUCGUCACCGUGGCCGUCGCGGCAUUGUUGUUUUUGUCUUUAUUGUCGAUAUAUUUAGCACAAAACCCCUGCGACCCCAACAAGAUACUCUUGGCACAAAUUGCUGGGGUUGUUGGUUGUUUUCGGUAUUCGUGUUGAUGUUGCUGUUGAUGUUACUCUUUGUUUAGCAGCUUGUUAUAUCCUUGCAAAGGGUAUUUAAACUUUGUGACACAGUGAACACAACAUAUCCGGGCCUAUAUAUUAUACAUAUGUUAUAUGUAUAUCCUUGAUCAGGAUUUUCAUCAAGGUACUCUUAGCUAGUCUCAUUUCCAUUGUCUGGCUCGAAUAUGGAAAGCUAUACUAUUUGGCGCCAAAUGCAAGCACGAAUAACGAUAAAAUAAGGUUUAUCCAAGUUAUGGCUAUUUUAUUAAAAUUUAUGAAAACGGACCAAUUUAAGCAUUGUUAAUCAAGCUAAAAACAAGGAACCCAAUUGGGAACUUUAGGGCUUUAUAGCCAAUAUUU